AUAAUAAUAUAAAGUCCUCACCUUACAGAUUCCCUAAUUUCAAUCUUUCUUUUCUCCUUUUCCUUCUCCCCACCCUCCAUUCCCCUCCCUCUAUCUCAUCAAACAAAUCUCGUAAAAAAUUGAAGCCGUUAAUUUCCAGAAGGAGAGGAGAGAUCCGGUUAAGUAGAAGAUAAGAUGGCAUCGAAACGGAUCUUGAAGGAAUUGAAAGAUUUACAGAAGGAUCCUCCUACUUCAUGCAGUGCCGGUCCCGUUGCUGAAGACAUGUUCCAUUGGCAAGCAACAAUUAUGGGUCCUCCGGAUAGUCCUUAUGCUGGCGGUGUUUUCCUAGUUACUAUUCAUUUUCCUCCAGAUUAUCCAUUUAAGCCCCCCAAGGUAGCAUUCCGGACAAAGGUAUUCCACCCAAAUAUAAAUAGCAAUGGCAGCAUUUGCCUGGACAUUUUGAAGGAGCAAUGGAGCCCGGCUCUAACCAUAUCCAAGGUAUUGCUCUCUAUCUGCUCUUUGUUGACGGACCCUAACCCCGACGAUCCAUUGGUGCCCGAGAUUGCUCAUAUGUACAAGACCGACAGGAACAAGUAUGAGACGACUGCAAGAAGCUGGACCCAGAAGUAUGCUAUGGGCUAAGGGCUAAAUGACCUGUGGUGUGUGCAAUGGAGGGCCCUUUUUCUUCUUUUCUUUCUCCUAAAGUUCUAUUUAUCGAUGUUUGUUGGUCAAUCUAAACGGGUGAAACUGGCCCAUGCAGGUAUGUUUCUUUCCAUUGAUGUAUGGAUUAAUUUGACCCUCGAUGAAAUGUCUCUAAUUCAGUAUGUCACCAUGUAACUUCUAAAUCUUAUUGGGUUCUCCUGUUUGUAUGAGCAAUUCCUUUCUUCACGUGUA
Molecule: messenger RNA, 873 nt
Organism: Populus nigra (black poplar)
Lineage: Eukaryota; Viridiplantae; Streptophyta; Magnoliopsida; Malpighiales; Salicaceae
Product: ubiquitin-conjugating enzyme E2 10
Exons: 5
Coding region: 175-621 (148 amino acids)
Biological process (GO): protein polyubiquitination
Cellular component (GO): nucleus
Molecular function (GO): ubiquitin conjugating enzyme activity
Source: RefSeq, a predicted model, not a curated record